Molecule: messenger RNA, 477 nt
Organism: Exaiptasia diaphana
Lineage: Eukaryota; Metazoa; Cnidaria; Anthozoa; Actiniaria; Aiptasiidae
Product: EGF-like repeat and discoidin I-like domain-containing protein 3
Exons: 2
Source: RefSeq, a predicted model, not a curated record
CUACGCAAGGUCUUUCAAGCAAAUACGGACUCCUACAAUGUAGUCUUCAACCGUAUUGAACCAGUUAUCUCUACAAAGGAAAUUAAACUUCGCGUUAAAGAAUGGCACAACAAGAUAGCUCUACGGAUGGAACUCUAUGGCUGUGAAGUGGAUGCAAGCACUUGCCGACAGCGUAACCUGGGAAUGGAGAACAAUGCCAUCAAAGAUGAUCAAAUUCAUAGUCCCAGUUCAAAUAAUCUUGCAAAGUAUGCUCGUCUGAACUUGGACUUAAGAUCGCCUAUUGUUAAAAGCUGCUGGACAACAUCUGAUCCGAGCCCGUGGCUUCAGGUCGACUUAAAAUCGUCAUAUUACAUUACUGCAGUUUUAACACAGGGCUGUGGAUUUGACUAUACACGCGAAUGGGUCAAGAAAUAUAAAAUAAGUUAUGGAAAUUACCCAAGCGAAAUGGUUGACUACAAAGUUAAUGGCACAGUUAAG